Molecule: messenger RNA, 3292 nt
Organism: Pygocentrus nattereri (red-bellied piranha)
Lineage: Eukaryota; Metazoa; Chordata; Actinopteri; Characiformes; Serrasalmidae
Gene: etnk1
Product: ethanolamine kinase 1
Exons: 8
Coding region: 126-1208 (360 amino acids)
Biological process (GO): phosphatidylethanolamine biosynthetic process
Cellular component (GO): cytoplasm
Molecular function (GO): ethanolamine kinase activity
Source: RefSeq, a predicted model, not a curated record
CGGUCUUCCUGCAGGGGAGGGGGCAGUAGAGGUGUGUCCGCCGCGCGUUAAAGCUGAUUCUCGCUGUAAAAGCCCGCACUCUGCUGCGCCACUUCUGCCCCGCACGGCGUCUCUACCCCUCCGCGAUGGCCAACUACAUCCACGUCCCGGACGGCGCGCCUGUCGUGCCCAAGUUCAACGUGACUGUGGACGAGCACGACUUCAGACCCGGAGCGCUGCGGCUGAUCCAGCAGCUCCGACCGAGCUGGAAGCCCGAGGAGGUCAACAUGAAGUCUUUCACAGACGGCAUCACCAACAAGCUGAUUGGCUGCUACGUGGGCGACGCCCUGCAGGAGGUGGUCCUGGUGCGCAUCUACGGCAAUAAGACGGAGCUGUUCGUGGACCGCGAGAACGAGGUGAAGAGCUUCCGGGUGCUCCAGGCCCACCGAUGCGCCCCUCGCCUCUACUGCACCUUCAACAAUGGCCUGUGCUACGAGUUCCUCGAGGGCAUGGCCCUGGAGCCAGAGCACAUCCGCAGCCCCUCUAUUUUCAGGCUGAUUGCACGGCAGCUCGCGAAGUACCACGCCAUCCACGCGCACAACGGCUGGGUGCCGCAGUCGGAUCUCUGGCUGAAGAUGGGGAAGUUCUUUUCCCUCGUUCCCACCCACUUCGAGGAUCCGGAUAAGAACCAAAGGCUGAGCAGCGAGGUGCCCAGCGUGGCGUGUCUGAGAGAGGAGCUGGUGUGGCUGCAGCAGAACCUCUCCAAGCUGGGCUCGCCCGUCGUUCUGUGCCACAACGACCUGCUGUGUAAGAACAUCAUCUACCGGCAGGCAGGAGGGAAUGUCAAAUUCAUUGACUACGAAUAUGCUGGGUACAAUUACCAAGCCUAUGACAUUGGGAACCACUUCAAUGAAUUUGCAGGUCUGAACGAAGUGGACUACAGCCUGUAUCCUGAGCGGAGCCUGCAGCUGCAGUGGCUGAGGGCGUAUCUGGAGGCCUAUAAGGAAUACAAACAGCAGGGCACCCAGGUCUCUAACACUGAGGUGGAGGUCCUGUACGUGCAAGUCAACCGCUUCGCCCUGGCAUCUCACUUCUUCUGGGGUUUGUGGGCCUUAAUUCAGGCGCAGUAUUCCACCAUUGACUUUGACUUCUUGGGAUAUGCAGUUCUCCGCUUUAACCAGUACUUCAAGAUGAAGCCGGAGGUCACAGCGCUGAACUUUCCAGAAUAGUCUCUCUCCUUGUGGUUUUGUGUCUCCUCUCCAGAGAAGGGCUCCCUCUAGUGGAUGUGGGCAGUACCAACAAAGCUCUUCUGUUUUAAGGAUUUAAUGCUGCACUUUCUAGACUGAGCACAUCGACCUAGGAAAAAAAAACCCCACCACUCUCUGUUCAGCACCUCCUCGAACCUCUUUAGUUUCGUUUACAGACCCCGAGAGCCGCGACCCUCCACCUCAGACGUCCCAGGCCUGAGGUGCCACCAAGCCUGGAAGAGCACGAAAAGGGGAUAAUGUCAGUUCUGCAGCUGAGCACCACGUGGGAUUAGGACCAACCGAUCUCUCAGAGACCAACCCAGGCUCUCCAUACCCUCAAAGGUUCUUGCUCGUUGCGGUCCGAAACAAGUUCAGAACAGCCUGAUCUGAGGCGAGGUGCAGGGGGCAUUUUAGACCGGGGUGCCUGGAGCUUACCACACCACUCUCUGUAACCUCCAAGUUAUUUUCGUUUGUUUACAGAAGUCCUUGAUGAUGCAGCGCGGGUUUGCAGCGUCGUCUGCAGAGCUUUAGGCCUUUUAGACUUAGUUUAGACUCUACUUGGCACAGCUGCAGCGAGAUCUGUGAUUUGGGGACCAACGGAAGCUUGGCUGAGCUUUUUUUUCCUUUUUUUUUCUGCUUCUUCUCUUCUUCGUUUCUGAACGUUUCUCGCCACAUCCUGUCACUGUGAACCGCUUCACCACACGACUCUGUUGGUGAAGGUAGUUAUUUUCCUACAGAGAGCCCUUAUCUGUUAUCUUUAAGGUGAAAGCCUACACCAAAGUGCUCGUACAAGGCUGCACAUUGUAUUUUUCCACUCGAAUGCUGUAUCAUACGUUUACUUUUGGGCAAAGGCUGUUUUUAUACCAGUUUGAGUGGAACUAUUUUUGAAGAGGUGCGCACAUUUUUGUCGUGAAGCAAUCGCUUGUAUUGGUCAUUUGCCUGGGUGCCUUAAUGAGGAGACCUUCUGGUGGACGGACCGUUCUCAGACCUCUCUUAAAGGGCCUGUAAUAUGGAAAUUCUUUUAUUUAGCGGAAGAAAAAGAAAAUAGCCGUUGGACGCAGUUUGUGAACGUUUUCGUUCAGUCCGUAUACGAGGUCCGCCGUUUCUGUGACGUCACAAAGGUGAAGCAGCAGCAGUUCACGGAGACAGCUCGUCCUGAAGGCACGGUAACGGAAACGGCCUGUUUAAUUCUAAGGGAUGAAGAGAGGCUGGAAAACGGUCAUAAAAAUAGGUUUUUGGUACUUGAAAGAAAACAUAUGUCGCAAAUGGACCUCAGGGGAAAAAAUAAAGUGCAAGAGAAGAUAAAGGAUAUGGGCCCUUUGAAAUGAGUAACUUGAAGUGCAUCGAAAAAGGACAUUUAUUAUUUUUUUUAAACCCAUGGUGCUCCAGUCCGUCUCAGAUCUGGACUAGGCUUGCACUAUAAACAUUCAGUUUUGUCUGUUUCAAAAUUAGGCUUCUCUUCUGGGUCUCUGAGACCCCCCCCCCCAAGAGCCUUUAGGUUUCUCUGCUCGUCUUUCUCUCUUAUCUGCUUGGCUGCAUUACAGCUGUCCAUGAUGUACCUUUAGAUACUGUGAAAUGUAGAUUCUCUCAUUAUACACACACACAUAUAUAUAUAUAUAUAUAUAUAUAUAUAUAUAUAUAUACACAUACACACACCUAUAUCUCACGCAAGUGUUUCUUAGAAAUAAGAACUUGAUGUUUUCAGUCCAUUGGAACACAGUUAGGGUGGUCUGUGCCCUAACAGUCAACGGAGGUGUCCAUCACGGUCCACCAAAUCUCGCUCGCUUUGAGCUGUUACUCACAUUAUCUGGAAAUGUGGUUUUCUCCAGGCCAGCGUCCACUACCACUUGUAGUAUAUGUGUAUAUGUACAUCUUUAAACACGUCGUAUUUUUGCUUGUGUCUGUUGUACCUGUACAUAGGGGAGAUUUCCUUUUUUUGUUUUCUGAGAAUGAAAUACUGUGGAGUCAAAUCAGUAACCUGGAAGAAAAGAGAAAUGAGACCGUAGAGUGGAAUUUUAGAUCCUGUAUUUACAUUAUUUGAAUGGAAAUAAAAAGUAAAAAUAUCA